Molecule: messenger RNA, 2881 nt
Organism: Silurus meridionalis
Lineage: Eukaryota; Metazoa; Chordata; Actinopteri; Siluriformes; Siluridae
Gene: ildr1b
Product: immunoglobulin-like domain containing receptor 1b
Exons: 8
Coding region: 184-1923 (579 amino acids)
Cellular component (GO): plasma membrane
Molecular function (GO): high-density lipoprotein particle receptor activity
Source: RefSeq, a predicted model, not a curated record
AGUGAUGUCACUGUCUGGGGGAGGGGAAAGGAGGUAUUCCGAAAGUCCAGCUUGACUUCCAGGGAUCACUACUAUACACAUGGAAACCGAGGAAAACUAAAUACAACAUAUUUAAAGAAAGAGUAAUAAACUGUAAAAUAUGCGUAGUUCAGAUGAUUCACUGAAGCGGACUAAUCGACUUGUAUGAUAUUGUUUUGUGUGGAAAAACCCGGAGAAAACUUGUUGCGUGGAAAAACCAUGGAGAGGCCGAAAAUGACAGCGGCGCUAUUUUGCUGUCUCUUAUCUACAGGGCUUGCCAUCCAAGUGACCGUUCCUCAGACAGAACGGAGCACCACUCUGUUUGCGUCAGUCAUCUUACGCUGUGACUACUCUACUUCAGUCAACCAGCAAGAAGUGCUGGUUACGUGGCGCUACAAGUCCUUCUGCUUGGACCCUGUGCUGCAGUACUACUCAGCAGCAUACCAGGCAGCUCUGAGUCUGGGGCAAGACCCAGCAAAUGACUGUCCUGACCGACAGCGCACUGUUCGUGUAGUUAUCCAGAAGAGAGGGACCAAUGAGCCCACACUGGGUUCAGAAUACCGUGAACGCAAGAUCACUAUCCAAAACAAAGCUGAUCUAGUCAUCAAUGAGGUCAUGUGGUGGGAUAAUGGUAUGUAUUUCUGCUCCAUUGAUGCAGCUGGAGAUACCAUCGGAGACUCUGAUAAGGAAAUCAGGCUCAUUGUGUACAACUGGCUGACUGUGCUGUUGAUCAUUCUUGGGGCUUUUCUUCUGAUCACACUUUUCUGUAUCUGCUGCUGUCAGUGCUGCCCUCAGAACUGCUGUUGCUAUGUUCGCUGCCCAUGUUGUCCAGAAACAUGCUGCUGCCCAGAGAAAGUGGUGAUGCAACACAAGAUGAUGCGCGAGGCCCAGAAAGCUAUGGCUCCCUGGCUCCAUGGCCAACCUGUUUAUACCCACAUUGGGUCUAAUGGAUCAUCUCAGGCAAACCCUCUGCUCUAUUCAGGUUCCUUCUCAGACCAUUCUUCAAAACACACUAUACCAAUGGCACAGAUGGCUGGUCCUCCUCUGCAACCUGUCCCCCCUAUGAUGCUUUCAAAUCAUGUGCAAGCCAAUGGGAGUGUGCAUGGUAGUGUCUAUAACAACAAUCAGAUUCUAGACUUUCUGGAGAAUCAGGUGAGGGGAAUAAAUGGGGAAGCCCCAGUUCUCCAGCCUGCAACUCAUUAUGUGGCGACACAUCUGCCUCCUCAACAAGUGGCCCAUCAACCCCAGCAUAUGCAUAAUGUUCCACCCAUGCAGCCAAUAACACAAUCUGUGCCUUUCUCCACCAGACCCCCUAGUAUGCUUUCAGCUUUAGAUGAAAUGGGUGUGCAUGGUGUAGAGCGUAGGGUUAUCCAGUUGCCUCCCAUUGUGGGCCGUGCACCGAGCUUAACCUCUCGCAGGGGCCCAAGGGAAACCCGUGCGGUACCCCGACACUCUAGUCAAUCAAGUGGUAGCUCAAACCGCACAGGUCGUAACCGUGACAAUUCCCGGUAUCCCGGGACAUCACAGCAUGGGAUCUUGCGCAGUUACAGUGAUGAGUCUGACUGGAAUGACAGACGGUUGGGCCGAAGCUCAGGAGAACACAGGGGGGAUAGAGACUCGCAGAGGUCUCGCUCAUAUGUUCGCAGCAAAGCGGAGUUAAUUAAGGAACUUGAAAGGCAAAACCCUCAACGAGAAAGGAGCUACUCGCCCACACCCGAGGGUGACUUCUGGAGCUCAGAGGAGGAGGAUGAUGGUAACAGAAGGGUGUCAAGAUCACGAGACCGUGCAUGGCCUGACAAACCACCUAGUUACUCUUCCAUUGAAAUCCAACCAAGACAUAGCAAGAGGACUAGUGAGCGUAACUCGGACAAGAGCUCUCGAAGUGGUGCCAGCGUUAUCAUCUGAAACCUCUAUGUAAUGUAUUUUUACAAUGAGUGCCUAAGUUAGUGUAUUUCUGUAAUAGCGAGUGUUACAAUAUCAUUAUGAAGAUUAUUCUAAGAUCAUACAAUAAUAACUUUCACUAGGACAGUGGGGCUAGAAAAAAAUAUAAGUGAAUCUUUGUAAUUUUAAGAUUCAUAUCUUACAUUUUUUAUAUGGUUUUAUAUAUUGUCUGUAUUUUCAAAUGUCUGUUUUUUUACACUUCAAUAGGCUGCACUUUUUUUUUGACUAAAUAUUUGUAAUUUUAUAAGCUGAUAUAAUUUUUUAUUUUAUUUUAGAUUGCAUUAUUUAAAUCCUAUUUGUUAUACAUUAGGCUUUGUCUCAUUUUUGGUGCUGUUUGUAUAUGUACAAAAUGAAGGAAAUCUUGUUACACACAGUUUAUUUUAAUUAUACCCUUGUUGAGAAUCUUUACAGUUCUACUUGCUGUACAUACUUUUCCUCAUAGAACACUCGGCUAGUUUAUUUUAACGUUUUCUGGAACGUAAUAUUUAGUUUAUUUGUUACUUGUACAUACACUUUUAAAGAAAUGCUCUUUUUCUAUUGCUUAUUCGGUAAUAAAAAAAAAGGAAUCACAUGAGGCAUGUUAAAGAAAGUUCAGAAGGUGUGCCACUAAGUAACCACAUAUUAUAUAGUUAUCAAAUUUGUUUACUUCUGUUAACAAAACUAAUCAAACCUGUUCAGAUUAGCAUCUGCAUCAGCAUAAUUAUUUUUUUUUUUCAUAAACAAAUCCAGCAAAAUGAACUAUGUUAUGCAUAAUUUACAAUUGAACUAAUUUUGUUCUUAUUACAUUGUAGGACACAGCCACAUGAAAUAUGGUUGUGAGAGUUCUGGUAUUUCAUUUCUGUCUUUUGAAGAUGGAUUUUAAUUGUCAUAAUGACAAUGUCUGUAAUUGCACAUGGGUAUAUAAUAAAUCAAUUUCAAAUUA